GUGGCGAAAUUUUGGGAAAUUUUAUUUUAUUCAAUUUUAAAUUUACUUUCUUUGUGAAUAUUAAAAAGAAAAAUCUUCAAGAUGACUUCAGUUGUACGAUGCUGGAUAAAGAAUCUCGAACAUAUGAGGGAGGAUACACAGAAUGUUUCAAUUAUUGCCGUGAUUAUUGUCAAGAGUCAACCGAGAUUUUUCGAUGGGGAUGAACAGCAGCGAGGAGUUCUCAAUAUGACACUGAGGGAUACGGUCAAGGACACAAUAAAUUGCACCAUUUGGGGCACGCGGGAAUCCAUCAUGAGUACAAAUGAGAAUUUCCGUUGUGGCCAAGUUGUGAAUGUCGUAGGAGCGAGGAUUUCACAGGAAGAUGCAUCUGUGUACCGCCCAAAGACAUCUUCGUCCUACGUGAUGAUACUCAGUGAUGCUAGAGGGAAGAUUAUGCAGUACAUUGGGACUGGGGAGAAUUUCAGCAGACUCCUGCAUAUCCCCCUGAAGCCACAAGGACUCAUGCUCAGUCUAAUGGAUGUUAAUUCAAAGGGAGAGCUUGUUUCGGCUGAAUUUGUUGAUCUUAUGGUCAUUGUGAGAAUGAUUCGUCCCCUGAGGGAGAUAAAAACCCGCAUGGGAAAAAUUACCCAUUGCCGAGAGAUUAUUGUCAUGGACAGAACUUUCCCAGGGAUGCUCUUGACAUUCUGGGGUAAGGAUGACAAUGAGAGAAUUGACCAGUGGAAGCCCCUUGAAACGUGCCUCCAUCUCUAUGAUGUCAAAAGUGACUACUCCACUUACUAUCGCUCCGUAAUCUUGACCUAUUGCUCCCGAACAGUGAUCCUCGAUGCUGUCAGAGGGCCAGAAGUGGAUGAUUUGCGUGAAUUCGCCGCAAAUGUGCCACCAAUUGAGAGAUUCUCAUUUGAAUGCAAUGAUCUCCCAUGCCCAGAUGAGAUCCGGAAUGUGAUGACAAUUCAGCAAAUUCAGGAUAGAGCUGAAGGGUAUCUCAUGGGGAAUGAGGAGCAAUUCACAGCGGUGAUCUAUGCAACAGUUGUAUUUGAUUUGGAUGCUUCCAAUCGAAGGAUUGUCACCGAGAGAUGUCCUGUUUGCAAGCAAAUAGUUGAGGGUGGAUGUCCAGAAGCAAAUUGCGCGAGUGUCCAAUUCCAAAUGGAAGCAACUCAGAGGAAUUUGGUGGCCUUUGAGAUUUUCAUGAGUCUCACUGAUCACACGGGAAGUCUCCCAUAUUGUCGCCUUAUGAGUAGUGCUGCGGAGAAGUUGCUGGAAAUGUCCCCAGAGGACUUCCUGAAACUCCCACCUGAGCUGAGAACACAGCUCAAAUGGCAAACAAUCCUCGAGAGGUGCACCGUGAAGGUGGUUGUGCGCAAAAAGUCCAUCUAUCGUCCGAGAAUGUGGAUUGGGAUUGUUGAAUGCUCCGUGGCGGCACCUGAAGAUGUAAUCCGGAGCAUCAAAGUCUACUAAAGAGGUCAGAAAUUGUUUUUAUUUAUUAAUUUGUAAUCAAUUCAUCGCCUAAAUUCUCGCAUAUUUGCCAUUUGAAUAAAUAUCGCGAUAUAUGUGCAAAAUAUAAUUCAAAAUAAAAUUUAGGUUAUGAUGGUG
Molecule: messenger RNA, 1590 nt
Organism: Lutzomyia longipalpis
Lineage: Eukaryota; Metazoa; Arthropoda; Insecta; Diptera; Psychodidae
Gene: hdm
Product: protein hold'em
Exons: 3
Coding region: 82-1455 (457 amino acids)
Biological process (GO): resolution of meiotic recombination intermediates
Molecular function (GO): single-stranded DNA 3'-5' DNA exonuclease activity; single-stranded DNA binding
Source: RefSeq, a predicted model, not a curated record